Molecule: messenger RNA, 1801 nt
Organism: Eptesicus fuscus (big brown bat)
Lineage: Eukaryota; Metazoa; Chordata; Mammalia; Chiroptera; Vespertilionidae
Gene: AAMP
Product: angio associated migratory cell protein
Exons: 11
Coding region: 88-1395 (435 amino acids)
Cellular component (GO): cytosol
Molecular function (GO): protein binding
Source: RefSeq, a predicted model, not a curated record
AGGUGGGGCCCGAGUUCCGCGUCGUCGCGCAGCGCUGACUCUGGGAGGCGUUUGGGCCCUGAGAAGUGGAUCCGCUGCUUUCGCCGCAUGGAAUCCGAAUCGGAAAGCGGGGCUGCCGCUGACACCCCCCCACUGGAGACCCUAAGCUUCCAUGGUGAUGAAGAGAUUAUCGAGGUGGUAGAACUGGAUCCCGGUCCGCCGGACCCGGAUGAUCUAGCCCAGGAGAUGGAAGAUGUGGACUUUGAGGAAGAGGAGGAAGAGGAAGAGGGCAACGAGGAGGGCUGGGUUCUGGAACCCCAGGAAGGGGUGGUUGGCAGCAUGGAGGGCCCAGACGACAGCGAGGUCACCUUUGCACUGCACUCAGCAUCUGUGUUUUGUGUGAGCCUGGACCCCAAGACCAACACAUUGGCGGUGACAGGGGGUGAAGAUGACAAAGCCUUCGUGUGGAGGCUCAGCGAUGGGGAGCUGCUCUUUGAGUGUGCAGGCCAUAAGGACUCUGUGACUUGUGCGGGUUUCAGCCAUGACUCUACCCUAGUGGCCACAGGGGACAUGAGUGGCCUCUUGAAAGUGUGGCAGGUGGACACCAAGGAGGAGGUCUGGUCCUUUGAAGCAGGAGACCUGGAGUGGAUGGAGUGGCACCCUCGGGCACCUAUCCUACUGGCGGGCACUGCUGAUGGCAACACAUGGAUGUGGAAGGUCCCCAAUGGUGACUGCAAGACCUUCCAGGGUCCCAACUGCCCAGCCACCUGUGGCCGAGUCCUCCCUGAUGGAAAGAGAGCUGUGGUCGGCUAUGAAGAUGGCACCAUCAGGAUUUGGGACCUGAAGCAGGGAAACCCUAUCCAUGUACUAAAAGGGACUGAGGGUCACCAGGGCCCUCUGACCUGUGUCGCCACCAACCAGGAUGGCAGCCUGAUCCUAACUGGCUCUGUGGAUUGCCAGGCCAAGUUGGUCAGUGCCACCACCGGCAAGGUGGUGGGUGUUUUCAGGCCUGAGUCUGUGGCCUCCCAGCCCAACCUGGGAGAAGGGGAGGAGAGCGAGUCCAACUCAGUGGAAUCCUUGGGCUUCUGCAGUGUGAUGCCUCUGGCAGCUGUUGGCUACCUGGAUGGGACCUUGGCCAUCUAUGACCUGUCUACGCAGACCCUCAGGCACCAAUGUCAGCACCAGUCAGGCAUCGUGCAGCUGCUGUGGGAGGCGGGCACCGCCGUGGUUUACACUUGCAGUCUGGAUGGCAUCGUGCGCCUCUGGGACGCUCGGACUGGCCGCCUGCUGACUGACUACCGGGGCCACACGGCCGAGAUCCUGGACUUUGCCCUCAGCAAAGAUGCCUCCCUGGUGGUGACCACAUCAGGAGACCACAAAGCAAAAGUAUUUUGUGUCCAGAGACCUGACCGCUAGUGGCUGCAGCCUCUGCUUUGUGUCUGGUGUUGAGGAGGUGAAGGGAGACCCCUCACCAGCAGAGGCAGGAGGGUAUGAAGGAAGAGGAUGGGAGGGGCCUUGGACUACUUUCCAACCCCUUCACACUGACUUGCCCCCCUGUCCCUUUCUUCUCUUAAGAGACCCACCCUUCACCCCUCAGGCCCCUCCUCCUCCCCCAGACCUGGGGGAUCUCUCAGAGGGAGGUUCAGACCUCUUUCUUUUUUGCUUUCAUUUGUGGGUGUGAGUCAUGGGGUGCCUAUUUGUAUGUGGGGAGUAGGUGUUUGAGGUGCCUGUUCUUUCCCUUCCCAAGUCUCUGGGGGUGGAAAGGAGGAAGAGAGAGAUUAGUUACAGAUUUUAAAAAUGUAAAUAAAAUAUACUUCCCAGA